Messenger RNA from Syzygium oleosum, 5642 nucleotides. RefSeq names its product myosin-6-like. Gene Ontology annotation, biological process: actin filament organization; vesicle transport along actin filament. The record is from RefSeq and is a predicted model, not a curated record. Gene Ontology annotation, cellular component: actin cytoskeleton; vesicle; myosin complex. Bases 532 to 5067 code for a protein of 1511 amino acids. Gene Ontology annotation, molecular function: microfilament motor activity; actin filament binding; ATP binding. The transcript is spliced from 39 exons. NCBI's taxonomy places the organism in Eukaryota, Viridiplantae, Streptophyta, Magnoliopsida, Myrtales, Myrtaceae.
GAGAGAGAGAAAGAGAGGGAAAACGCAAGAAACCGCGAGAAAAUAAGCGGGCGGAAGGGGACGAUAGUUGCCGAGGAUCUCAAAGGAAAGGGCUUUGCUUUCCCGAGAAAAUCCCGAGAACGAGGAGAGGAAAGCUCGAAGACCCUUUUGGGCAUCGCCGUCCUCUGCGACAUUUCGCUUUCCCAUUUCCGGCUCAUCCCUCCUCCGAUUCCUUCCCGGUCGCGCCUCCGUCCUCGCGCGAACGCGACGGCGAAAACCCGACGAAGCAAGCUCCGCUGCCGACGAAGCGGGGGCGCGAAUACAGCAGCUUAGUGUUUGCAGCCGGCCAAAAGAUUGAUUCGGAGUGGUUCGAGUGAUUGGUUUGUUCGAUUGUAACGUUGAAAGCCGGUUCCUUUCUGCGUCGUGGGGCGUUUUGUUUUGGAGAUUGGCCCACGUUAUGGUGUCCGCAACGUUGAGCGGCCGUUGCUGGUGACGGAGUUGAGGCUCGCGAGCUCGUACUUUGAUCCAUAGUCGAGUUGAAUCUCGCCAGCAAUGGCCACUUCAAUGGCUGUAGCGGUUGGAUCUGUUGUAUGGGUGGAGGAUCCUGACGUAGCCUGGAUAGAUGGUGAAGUCGUGGAAGUCAAUGGCGAAGAGAUAAAGAUAAAUUUGACAUCAGGAAGGACGGUUGUUACCAAUGCUUCUACUGUCUAUGCUAAAGAUACUGAAGCUCCUCAAUGCGGCGUGGAUGAUAUGACGAGGCUUGCUUAUCUGCAUGAGCCUGGGGUUUUGGAUAAUUUAAGAUGCAGAUAUGAUCUCAAUGAGAUAUAUACUUAUACGGGAAAUAUAUUGAUUGCGGUGAACCCUUUUCGGAGGUUACCUCAUUUAUAUGACAAUUACAUGAUGGAACAAUAUAAAGGGGCUGCUUUUGGUGAAUUAAGCCCUCAUCCAUUUGCUGUUGCAGAUUCUGCAUACAGACAGAUGAUCAAUGAAGGUAUAAGCCAAGCCAUUUUGGUAAGCGGAGAGAGCGGAGCUGGUAAAACAGAAAGCACUAAGAUGCUUAUGCGCUAUCUUGCUUAUAUGGGUGGGAGAGCUGCGGCAGAGGGAAGAACUGUGGAGCAGCAAGUUCUUGAGUCUAACCCUGUUUUGGAAGCAUUUGGUAAUGCCAAGACAGUUAGAAAUAAUAACUCAAGUCGCUUUGGUAAGUUUGUGGAAAUCCAAUUUGAUCAAAGAGGAAGAAUUUCGGGAGCUGCAAUAAGGACAUACUUGCUAGAGCGGUCGCGCGUUUGCCAAGUGUCUGAUCCCGAGAGAAACUACCAUUGCUUCUAUAUGCUUUGUGCCGCACCGCAGGAGGAUGUUGAGAGGUAUAAAUUGGGGAAUCCAAGGAGGUUUCAUUAUCUGAAUCAAUCAAACUGCUUUGAGCUGGAUGGAGUGAAUGAUUCUGAGGAGUAUAUUGCGACUAGAAAGGCUAUGGAAGUCGUUGGCAUAAGUCCUUAUGAGCAGGAUGCGAUCUUCCGAGUUGUUGCUGCUAUACUUCAUCUAGGGAAUGUUGAGUUCGCAAAGGGCGAGGAAGCAGAUUCUUCCAAACCCAAAGAUGAUGAGUCACGAUUCCAUCUUAAAAUGGCAGCUGAAUUGUUCAUGUGUGAUGAGAAGUCUCUUGAAGAUUCUUUGUGCAAACGUGUGAUUGUGACUCGUGAUGAGUCCAUAACAAAAUGGAUGAACCCAGAGGCUGCAGCUGUCAACAGAGAUGCUUUGGCGAAAAUUGUCUAUUCAAGAUUAUUUGAUUGGCUUGUGAACAAGAUCAAUAGCUCGAUUGGGCAAGAUCCCGAUUCAAAGUUCUUAAUUGGGGUUUUGGAUAUCUACGGAUUUGAGAGUUUCAAGACAAACAGCUUUGAGCAAUUUUGCAUAAACUUGACAAAUGAAAAGCUGCAACAACAUUUCAAUCAGCAUGUUUUUAAGAUGGAGCAAGAAGAAUAUACAAGGGAAGAAAUUGAUUGGAGUUACAUAGAGUUCAUUGAUAAUCAAGAUGUCCUUGAUCUAUUAGAAAAGAAACCUGGUGGCAUCAUUGCUCUUUUGGAUGAGGCUUGCAUGUUUCCAAAAUCCACCCAUGAGACAUUUGCGGAAAAACUUUACCAGACAUUUAAGGAUCACAAGCGCUUCAGUAAACCAAAAUUGUCGAGGAGUGAUUUCACCAUUUGCCAUUAUGCGGGUGAUGUUACUUACCAAACAGAGUUUUUCCUGGACAAGAAUAAAGAUUAUGUUGUUGCAGAGCAUCAGGCGCUCCUGAGUGCGUCAAGGUGCACCUUUGUGUCAGGCUUGUUCCCCCCCUUACCUGAGGAAUCUUCCAAAUCAUCUAAGUUCUCAUCUAUAGGUUCUCGCUUUAAGCAACAAUUACAAGCUUUACUUGAAACGCUCAGUGCUACUGAGCCCCACUAUAUCCGAUGUGUAAAGCCAAAUAAUCUACUUAAGCCUGCAAUUUUUGAAAGCAGUAAUGUCCUGCAGCAACUCCGCUGUGGGGGAGUUAUGGAGGCAAUUAGGAUCAGCUGCGCGGGAUAUCCUACUAGGAAGACUUUCGAUGAGUUCGUUGGUCGAUUUGGCAUCCUGGCACCUGAUGUUCUGAGUGGGAGCUUUGAUGAGAUCACUGUGUGCAAGAAGAUAUUGGAGAGGGUGAACCUUGAUGGUUAUCAGGUUGGCAAGACAAAAGUGUUUCUUCGAGCAGGUCAGAUGGCAGAACUGGAUGCACGUCGAAUUGAGGUCCUUGGUAGAUCUGCUAGUAUUAUUCAAAGAAAAGUUCGUUCCUAUUUGAGUCGCAAAAGUUUUAUCCAGUUGCGCCUGACUGCAAUCCAAAUCCAAGCCAUGUCAAGAGGACAAGUUGCACGCUGUAGAUUUGAGAACAUGAGAAGAGAAGCUGCUUGUUUGAAGAUCCAGAGAGUUUGGCGCAUGUGUCUUGCUAGGCAAGUGUACAUAAAUUUGUACUCUUCUGCUCUUUCUAUUCAAACUGGUUUACGUGGGAUGGCUGCCCGUGAUGAGUUGCGGCAUAGAAAGCAGACAAGGGCUGCUGUUAUUCUUCAGAGUCAUUGUCGGAAAUAUUUGGUCCGAGCUUAUUACCUUACGUUAAAGAAAGCAGCAAUUACCACACAAUGUGCCUGGAGAGGAAGGGUUGCCAGGAGAGAGUUACGGAAACUUAAGUUGGCUGCCAAAGAGACUGGUGCUCUUCAAGCUGCUAAAACUAUGUUGGAAAAGCAAGUUGAAGAACUAACCUGGCGUUUGCAGCUGGAGAAGCGCAUGAGAGCCGACAUUGAGGAAGCAAAAACACAAGAAAAUGUGAAGUUGAAGUCUGCUUUGCAAGAGAUGCAACUUCAGUUUGAAGAAACGAAAGCCAUGUUGGUCAAGGAACGAGAGGCUGCACAAAAAGCAGCUGAACAAGAGCCCAUUGUUCAGGAGGUUCCAGUUGUUGAUCAUGAAUUGAUGAAUAAGCUUGCGGCUGAAAAUGAGAAACUCAAGGCUCUUGUGAGUUCACUGGAAAAGAAGAUUGAUGAAACAGAGAGAAAGUAUGAAGAGACAAACAAGCUUAGUGAGGAGAGAUUGAAGCAAGCUUUGGAAGCUGAAUCCAAGAUGAUUGAAUUGAAGAUGAACAUGCAGAGGCUUGAAGAGAAACUUUCUGAUAUGGAAGCUGAUGAGCAAGUUCUACGGCGGCAAGCUUUAAUGAAUGCACCUGUCAAGAAAAUGUCAGAACAUUUAGCAGUGAAUAAAGAUCAGCCAUGGGAAAAUGGUCAUCAUGAUCCACAAAGUGCUACUCCCACAAAAAAAGCUGAUGGAGAGUCUGACAACAAACUGAGGAGAUCCUUCGUGGAAAAGCAGCAUGUAUGUAACUUCAGAGAAAAUGUUGAUGCCCUUAUGAGAUGCGUGACUCAAGAUCUCGGUUUUAGUGAAGGAGUACCAGUUGCUGCAUUCACCAUAUACAAAUGUCUCUUACACUGGAGAUCACUUGAAGCAGAAAGAACUAAUGUAUUUGACCGUCUUAUUCAGAUGAUUGGAUCUGCGAUAGAGAACCAGGAUAAUAAUGAACAUAUGGCAUACUGGCUAUCAAAUAGUUCUACAUUGUUGAUUUUGCUUCAACGGAGUUUGAAGGCGACUGGUGGAGCUGGUGGAACUCCAACAAAAAAGGCUUCCCCAGCCACGUCGUUAUUUGGGAGGAUGACACAGGGUUUCCGUUCUUCCGCUUCUUCUGCCAACCUUCCGGUGGGGGGCCAUGAUGUAGUUCGCCAUGUUGAGGCCAAGUAUCCUGCUUUGCUUUUUCGGCAGCAGCUUACAGCAUACGUGGAGAAGAUAUAUGGAAUUAUUCGAGACAACUUGAAGAAGGAAUUAUCAUCAUUUCUGUCUUCUUGUAUCCAGGCGCCCAGAACUUCAAGGGCUAAUUCUUUAAGAUCAUCCGGACGGUCAUUUGGAAAUAGUCCUCCAGCUAACCACUGGCAUGGUAUCAUUGAGAGUCUUAAUGGCCUUCUACGUACAUUGACAGAAAAUUAUGUGCCACCUGUCCUCGUACAGAAAAUAUUUACCCAGACAUUUUCCUACAUGAAUGUGCAGCUUUUUAACAGCCUGUUGCUUCGGCGGGAGUGCUGCACAUUUAGCAACGGAGAAUAUGUUAAAGCUGGUUUAGCUGAAUUGGAACUAUGGUGUUGCCAAGCAAAACAAGAGUAUGCAGGUUCAUCCUGGGAAGAGCUCAAGGACAUAAGGCAAGCUGUUGGAUUCUUGGUGAUCCACCAGAAGUCAAGAAUUUCCUAUGAUGACAUCACAAAUGACCUUUGCCCUGUCCUGAGUGUUCAGCAGCUAUAUCGGAUCUGUACACUAUACUGGGAUGACAACUACAACACUCGAAGUGUCUCUCCUGAUGUAAUUUCUAGCAUGAGGAUCCUCAUGACAGAGGAUUCUAGCAAUGAAGCAAGCAACUCUUUUCUGUUGGACGACACUUCCAGCAUACCUUUCUCGGUCGAUGACAUCUCCAGUUCCCUCCAAGUGAAGGAUCUUUCUGACGUAAAACCCGCUGCAGAUCUACUUGAGAAUCCAGCCUUCCAAUUUUUACGGGAAUAAGGCUAUUUUCUUUGUUGUCCCAGUAUUCCCGAAGAAUUGCCCGAAAUUUCUCAUCUUUUGGUUUGUCGCUCUGUAAAUCAUCCCCAGUUUUGUCCCUGUAUGCUAGGUUUUGCUCCAGUUCGUCCAUUUCCUGGUUCAGUCGUCGCUCUUCAAAUUAGAGCUGUAAAUUUAUUUAGGCAUUGUCAUUUAGGCUAUGGGGUAGGGAUGGGUUACACCUUAGAAUCCGUUUUUUCUUUUUUCCUUCUCAACUUCUCUCUCUCGAUCUCUCUCCCCAUGGGUCACUGGAGGAUUAGAAUUCUUUGUAGAAUGGUAGUGGCUUUACGUGUCCAAGAUAGUUUGGUGGGAAGAGCUGGUACAGAGAAGAUUUAGAGCCUUCCCAAGUACCCACUUGUACAAAACUAUGUAAAAUGUAAAGGUAACAUUAGGAGCAACCAUCUUCGAGUUUAGAGAGAGUUUGUGGUACGUUAUCUGCAAAUGCGCUCUUUUGGACUAUGAUGGAUCGUCAUAUUGUGCUACAUUUUUAAUGGUGCAGAUGUGUUGAUAUAAGAGCAUGUCAAGAUGACAGCUUUUCCUUU